AUGACAAAAGAAUUAAUUUCCAGCCUUUUAAAUUCGGAAAAUAAUACUUUAAAUAAUGAAAAAGAAAAUAAUAAAAAGAAGAAAAAAAAUAAAAAGAAAAAUAAAAAUAUUUUGGAAAAUAAAAAUAAUAAUAAAGAGGAGGAGGAAUUAGAAGGAUUAGAUAAUGAAGAAUUAAAAGUAUUACCAAAUAGUUUAGAUGUAAAAAAUGAUAAAAAUAUUUUUGAAGAAGGAAAAAGCGGUAAGUGUUUUGAGAGGGAUAUUUUCGGGUUGAGAAAAUUUUAUUUCUAUAUUUUUUGUAUUUCGAAAGAGGACCAAAAAUAA
This is a messenger RNA of Meloidogyne enterolobii, 321 nucleotides long. The record is from the annotation of a GenBank genome assembly. Lineage: Eukaryota; Metazoa; Nematoda; Chromadorea; Rhabditida; Meloidogynidae.